This is a messenger RNA of Caenorhabditis sp. 36 PRJEB53466, 1863 nucleotides long. Lineage: Eukaryota; Metazoa; Nematoda; Chromadorea; Rhabditida; Rhabditidae. The record is from the annotation of a GenBank genome assembly.
AUGACGGAUUCACUCUCCGAAAAGCUCGACGUGAUGAGCAUUGAAUUGGAGAACGGAAGUCGGCGAACAUCUUUCGCGUUGAGCGAAAAUGAGUUAGACGAAGGAGAAUCUUCGCCUUUCAACGUGUCACCCGAAACGGUGAAGAUACUGUCUGCUGAUAUUGCGGAUGUCUAUUAUGAUGGCAAAGAACUGAAGCACAUCGAAGAUGACAAGGAAGACAUCAGAAAGCUCUUCGAGAAGUAUAUAAAAGAUAAAGAGUUUAAAAGAAAGGUAACAAACGCCCAACUUUUUCAAUAUUUAACUGGUUGUUUCAGAUGGACACUUACGGACUCGACGUCAUCGGAAUCUUCGCUUUCGGCAGCUCGGCCACUCCUCUCGCCUCUUGUUCUGGCGAUCUGGAUCUGUGCAUUUGGCUGAGACCGAAAGAAGGAAAGAAGGGAUGGAAAUUGUGAGCUGCACGCUUAAAACUUCAAUUAUGCUCUAGUAUUCAGCGAUCCAAAUCAUCCGCUUCGUGUUCUUCUUAAAAACCUUCGGAGCACUCGUUUCGGAGUGUCUAGUAAAAAUUGGAAGGCGCCUAUUCAAAUUCCGUCUGCCAAGGUUAGUGAACAACGAACAAAAAGUUCAAAGAAAACAAGCGGCAGGUGCCGAUAGUGAAGGCUAUAAUCUACGGUUACGACGUCGACGUGAGCGUGCACAUCGGAGAGGAACAGCAUCCGAACACGUGUGCGGCGAGGACCAUUCAAGCCUACGGAUUGUAAUUUCCCAAUUGACAGCAACAUUCAUUACACGCCGAUUCAGAUACAAUCCAAAGUUCGUUCCGUUGUGCUUCUACGUCAAAGAAUGGUUCAAUCACAUUGUGAGACAAAACUCUGCCGAAGCGAUCAUUCCCAAUUCGUGAGGUCAAUUGUCCUGACCGGAAUUGUCACUUCUCAUUUAGAUACACAGUAACUCUCAUGCUGGCUCAGUUCAUGCAGCAGAAGAAGCUUCUUCCGAACCUUUUCGCCAUCUACGAGGAUCGUUUCUUCUAUCCUUCUACCGAUACGACGUUCCCGGAUCUUCGUGGCGAUUGCUCGAUCACCGACGGUAAUGGGGAAGUCAACUCACCGCUUCAAAUCUUUUUCAGCAGAUCUUGAACGGUUCCAAAGGGAUUCGCAACACCUUUUGAAAGAAGAGGUCGGACUCACUUUCUACCGAUUUCUGCACUAUCUGACGACUGAAGUUGACCUCAAAAACGAGGUUAUGCUCGUAGAGUCAGCUGAGUACGUACCGUACUCGUCGAUGGAGUGAGUGAAUGAAUGCACGUCGAAUAUCAACUUUGUUCUUUUUUGCAGGGACGUCGUCAGAAAGCAUGAGCUGCUAAUCUACGACGUCUUCGAUAAAUUCAACCCGGGACGGCGAAUCAAGUUUCUCGACGGCUUCAUUGACUUUCUCAAGUGAAAUUGGAACAAGAAUUGUACACUCAAACUGUUAUCUUAUUCCAGAACCGCCAAGGGAAUGAUUGAAAACUCGGGAAAUCCGGCGAGACUUAGCGACCGUUUGUACUGCAUCAAGAUCGAUUACAAAAAGAUCGAACGGCACUGUCGUCUCCACAAUAUCACGGCGAACGUGUCGAAUGACCAGGAACAGGAGGAGGAAAUGGCAAGAAAGGAUGUCGUCGAAACAGAGAAGAAGAAGAAGAACCGACCGAGUACCGCAGAGAGAAAGAAGAAGGCGAACCCAGUGGGCCCCGUGGAUGACGGAACUUCGUCACCGGAAGGAUCUGAUCAACAACAGCAACAGAAAGGUCAACGCGGCGGAUUCAAGGGUGGACUUCAGAGAAAGAAAAAUGGCGCGUCGUCGAGUACAAGCCCUGAAAACGAAUAG